This is a messenger RNA of Felis catus (domestic cat), 2732 nucleotides long. RefSeq names its product interleukin 1 family member 10 (gene IL38). The transcript is spliced from 5 exons. Gene Ontology annotation, biological process: cytokine-mediated signaling pathway; positive regulation of gene expression; inflammatory response to antigenic stimulus. The record is from RefSeq and is a predicted model, not a curated record. The coding region runs from base 1800 to 2258 and encodes 152 amino acids. Gene Ontology annotation, molecular function: cytokine activity; interleukin-1 receptor binding. NCBI's taxonomy places the organism in Eukaryota, Metazoa, Chordata, Mammalia, Carnivora, Felidae.
CUUCACACCUCUAGUUCUACAUGCCAGGGACUGUGACUCCGGCGUCCCUACCUAAACUCUGGGAGAUGAAAACAGAAGCCAGAGGAGAGGCUCAAAUCUGAGUCCCAGGGAUUCUGCCUGCACCUCACCAGUCAGACCAGCCUGGCAGGUUCAGAUUCUGCUGAGGCACUAGUAAGGAGGUGGCCAGGCCGGAAGCCUCUGUCUCCGUGGAGCGGCUGAGACCCCGAUGUAGCUGAAGGUCUCGGGGAGCAGACAGCACAAGCGCCUCCAGAGGCCUCUCAGGAGUGCCGAGAACACGGGCUCUGGGCACCAGGCUUGCUUCUGCAGACCUAGUUCACACUCUGUCUUUGCUCACAGGCCCAGCCAUACUCUCACCUUGUCUCCUCCUCCGAGAAGCCUUUGCUGAAUUGAGGCGUCUGGUCAUCUGCUCUGACUGUGCUACAUUGCUAUGUUAACUUCCCCUCGUUGUAAGAAUUGAUUUGCGGUCUGUGGCCCCUGAAGUGACCUCAAGGUCAAGGCUGUAUCAGUUUGUUUCCAAGCACCUCAAAUAAUGUUUGACAAAUAAUUGGAAACCCGUGAAUACAGACAGUGGAAACUAUUCCUCCACCCUGGAAUAUUUCUUCUCUCUUCUCCACCCAUCUAAAUGGGCCCACCCUUCAAGAAGCAGCCGAAAUUCUGCCUCACUCUGGAAGCUUUCUCCAGCCUGCAGUGAUUGCUUCAUCAUCUGUAGGAUGAUAGAAUUCAAAAUGGCGUUAGCAAGGAUGAGCUGACGUGAGUCAACAGAAAAGGAAGGAAUGUAAAAUGCUACCUUAGAAGUGUUUGGGAUGGGGGACCCUGGCAUCACGACUGUUUAUAUGAAAAAGAUACAGUGGUUUUAGAUUUCUUCAAUUUCAGUAUAAGCACCCUGCUUGACCUGUAUUUACAGAGGUGUAAUGCCCACAUCCCAUGGAGUUUGUGUCGGUUGUAGGCAUUGAGGACUGAGUGGGUCCUGAAUAGUAGAGAGUGUCCCAAGAGCAAGUCACAAGGGCAGAGGCUAGGAAGCUGAGGGUCUUUAUCCUGGAGAAGCAAUACACAGAGAGCUCCAUUCAAGCACUCAGAGCUCUGCCUACUAGAAAAAUAAACUUGUCCUGUGUAAUUCCAGGAGGUACAAGCAGGACCGAUUGAUAGAAAUUAUGUGUGACCCAAAAAUUUUAACCGCAAAGAUCACACAUGUUGUUAGGGUUUCUUUAAGAGGUUGUGGAGGUGUUGAAGCAAAGCCUGAUUAACUAUGUCCCAGGGAUGCCAUAGCACAGGUCUCUCCAUUUAGAGGGAACCUAUAUGCCGUGUCUAAGUCAUAAAAAGAAUUCUAGGAAUUUUUUUACUCGAGGAGAUUCUCUGCAUCUAUUGUUUCCAAUAUGCCCUUGUUCUGCAGAUUAGAGAGUCUGGUCUCCUUAAUGAUCUUUUUAAGUGUUUAUGACUUAGCUCCCCAGCUGGACUGUGAAGCUGCCUAACAACAGGGACUAUGUAUUGCACAUCUUUGUCACACAGCAGUGUAAAUGCUCAGUAAAUGCCCAUUGAUUGCCUGGCAUAAUACCCCAUGCUUUGGGCCUUUCCACAGAGAGAGAAGAGACUGGGAGAGGGGUGAAGAAUGACUGUCAGCCUUAGGAAACACAAAUUGGGUCCCUUCCCUGCCCAUCUUUUCUUGUCUCUCCCUCUUCAGACAUCUGCAUGUGGGUUGGCCUCUCCUACCUCCUUACCAAGCCCUUUGUGGAAGUGUGCAAAUGACAUAAUACAAGGACCAGUCACCCAGAAUUGCAGGAAUGUGCUCCCUGCCCAUGGCAAGAUACUACACAAUUAAGGAUGCAGAUCAGAAGGCUCUAUACUUAAGAGGUGACCAGCUCCUGGUAGGAGAUCCCAGUGCGGACGACUGCUGUGCAGAGAAGAUCUGCAUACUUCCCAACAGAGGCCUGGACCGCACCAAAGUCCCCAUCUUCCUGGGACUCCAGGGAGGCAGUCGCUGCCUGGCCUGUGUGGAGACAGAAGAGGGGCCUUCCCUGCAGCUGGAGGAUGUGAACAUCGAGGACCUGUACAAGGGUGGUGAGCAGGCCACACGCUUCACCUUCUUCCAGAGAAGCCUGGGCUCAGCCUUCAGGCUUGAGGCUGCUGCCUGGCCUGGCUGGUUCCUCUGUGGCCCAGCUGAGCCCCAGCAACCAGUACGACUUGCCAAGGAAAGUGAGCCAUUGGCCUGCACUGAGUUCUACUUUGAACAGAGUCGGUAGCGAGGCAGGAGGCCGAGUUCCAGGCUGGUGCCCCCAAACCAAGCUCAUCCUGCUGAAGGCGUCAUCCUGCUGAUAGGCAGAAUAAUGCCCCCCUAAAGAUGUCCACGUCCUAAUCCCCAGACUCUGUGAAUAUGUUACCUCCAAGGCAAAAGUGACUUUGCAAAUGUGAUUAAGGUAAGGAUCUUGAGAUGGGAAGACUCCCACAAGGGUCCUCGUAAGAAUGAGGCAGGAGGGUGAGAGUCAGAGGCUGGAAGAUGCUAUGCUAUUAAUCGAAUUUCAAAUGUAGCAGACAGGGCUAUCGGCCAGCGAAUGCAGGUGGGUCCAGAAGCUGGAAAGGGCAAGGGAAGGAUUCUCUCCUAGAGCUUCCAGGAGAAACACAGCUCGGCUGACAGUUGAAUUUUAGUCCAGUGAAACCCAUUUUAGACCUCUGACCUCCAGAACUGUAGAAUAAUAAAUUUGUGUUGUUUGAAGCCA